UCCACAGGUGUUAUUUCGGUGUUGACUUUCGAGGGCACCACACCGCCCCCCCUUGCCCGCGUCCCGGCGAGUUCCAGCGUGGCCGUGAAAAAGAGUUCCACGAGCGCCUUCCGUUGCGGGAGGAGGCAAGCUCCGCGGUGGUAGCAAGGGAAGGCGGGGGAGGGGAACCGCCGCCACUACUACUAGCACCACCACCGCGGUGGAGACACCGUGCUCGACGGGAUGUCGGCCGUGAAGGCUCUCCAGCAGUGGUGCCGGGUCCAGUGUGACGGCUACCGGGAUGUGACGGUCAGUAACAUGACUACGUCGUUCCGGGACGGCUUGGCUUUCUGUGCCAUCAUCCACAAACAUAGACCGGAUCUCAUCAAUUUUGACUCCUUGAAGAAAGAAAAUGUGUAUGAGAACAACAACCUGGCCUUUAAGGUCGCCGAGGAGCAGCUCGGAAUUCCCGCACUCUUGGAUGCUGAGGACAUGGUGGCGCUCAAAGUCCCAGACCGCCUGAGUAUCCUCACAUAUGUCUCGCAGUACUACAACUACUUCCACGGACGCUCCCCAAUUGGUGGCGCGGCGGCAGUAAAGCGUCCUGCCGACCCACCCUCUGACGGGCCGUCCGGAAAGAAGAAUGCGCCGGUGGUCUCGAAAGUGUUCCCUUCGUUCAAGCCGUCUAAGGAGAACAAUCCUCCCACUUCAUCUAACGUUACACCGCCUCUUCCCUGCCCGAGACAACCCAGAACCUCUACACAGGAUGUUUCAGCUGAGAAAUCCCAGCAGACGGGAACUCUGAAUAACAAGUGUAUGUCCUGCAAUAAGCACGUUCACCUGGUGCAGCGACAGCUAGUGGACGGGAAGCUCUACCACAGGAACUGUGCAAAGUUACUGGCUCCUCAAAACACAAGUUCACUCUUCAGAGAUGCUCCAUCCAGCGUCCCUCCUACAGCAGGCCUCUCCAUAAGCAACACAGUGACACGCACGGCGCCGCCCAGACUGGGCCCCACAGGGCCGGUCCAGAAACCAAGCCCCACUUCCAGCAUUUCCAGCAGAUCUUCAUCUCCGCGUCGGCCAGCUUCAAACGUCACCACACCUGCUACGGAGAUUCUAACUGCUCCCGUCUCCAAAGGACCCGUGUCCAAUGACUCCAUCACUAUACCCGCCGGCGUCACCACCAAGCCUGUUGCUGCGCCUCGGACCUCCACCACGGCGGCCAAAACCAUCCAGUCCAAGCUUAAGUUCUUUCAGGCAGAAAGCGACGAUAACAAACCUGCAAUCAAGACUACAGAUGCCUCCCUAAAAGGGUUUAAGUCUCCUGAUCCUAUCAAGGAAGCCCAAGGAGGUCAAUCUGUGCCUGGAAAUAUUCAGAAUGUGGGUGAAAAUCAGCCUAAAUUGCACAUUGACAAAGACAAAGCAGGUGGAAAGAAACAUGAAGACAGUCAGGGUAGUAAUGUUGGAAAUGGAAAUAUUGCUAACGUGGAUAAAAUUCAGAUGAACGAACUUUUUGACAAAGUCAAAGCAGGUACAAAGAAUCAUGGACACAGUCAGGGUAGUAACGUUGGAAAUGGAAAUGUUAGUAACGUCGAUAAAAGUCUGUCAAAGGAGCGUUUUGACGAAGGCAAAGCAGGUGCAAAGAAAGAUGGCGACACUAAGGGUAGUAGUGUUGGAAAUGGAAAUGUUGCUAACCUGGGUAAAAGCCAGUGGAAGGAGCGUUUUGAUGAAGCCAAAGGAGGUGGAAAGAAACAUGAAGACAGUCAGGGUAGUAAUGUUGGAAAUGGAAAUAUUGCUAACGUGGAUAAAAUUCAGAUGAACGAACUUUUUGACAAAGUCAAAGCAGGUACGAAGAAUCAUGGACACAGUCAGGGUAGUAACGUUGAAAAUGGAAAUGUUAGUAACGUCGGUAAAAGUCUGUCAAAGGGGCGUUUUGACGAAGGCAAAGCAGGUGCAAAGAAAGAUGGCGACACUAAGGGUAGUAGUGUUGGAAAUGGAAAUGUUGCUAACCUGGGUAAAAGCCAGUGGAAGGAGCAUUUUGAUGAAGGCAAAGCAGGUGGAAAGAAACAUGGAGACAGUCAGGGAAGUCAUGUUGGAAAUGGAAAUAUGGCUAACGUGGAUAAAAUUCAGUUGAAGGAACUUUUUGACAAAGUCAAAGCAGGUGCAAAGAAAGAUGGAGACAGUCAGGGUAGUAUUGUUGGAAAUGUGGGUAAAAGUCGUUCGAAGGAGCGUUUUGAUAAAGGCAAAGCAGGUGCAAAGAAAGAUGCCGAAAGUCAGGGUAGCAAUGUUGGAAGUGAAAAUGUUGCUAACAUUGGUAAAGGUCAGUCAAAGGAGCGUUUUGACAAAGCCAAAGCAGAUGCAAAGAAAAACAAAGUCAGUGAGGGCAAUAAGGCGAAAGCGGCGGACACCUCAAAGGAGGACAACAACAACAGUAAGCCAACGCCAAAGUCAGACCCGCCCAAGAAAAGUGACGCCACAUCUCAGGUCCAGACUGUGAAGAAGGAGACGGAGGGUGGUAGGGGGAGGGUAAGGCUCAAAGUCAACCCCUUCAUCCUCUCCGACUUGCAGCCUCCACAUUCGGACAAGAGUCCGCUUAGAACCAGAACUCCAGAAAGAGGCCCUGGGGGCUUGAAACCUGCGCCACCCAACACUUCAGAGAAGGAGACGCCCACAGACUGGAGGUCCAUGCUCAAACCUGUCUCCAAAGAAUCAAAAUCUGCUGACUCAUCACAGUCCUCCACUAAAGUACAGACUAACAACAUCGGAGGCUCACAGUUACCAGAGGUGUCGCUAAGGCCUGUGAACCCUCCUUCAGUUCAAGGUGUCCGUAAUGGCCAAAGUAACCCCACAAACACAACAACAUCAGGAUCAAAAAUCUUGAAGACAAAGCCAGACUUCAUUCCUCAAGAGAUGAUCCUGAAGGAGCUGAAUGAGAUUGACGAUAAUCUGAACCGGUUGGAGAAGAGAGGGGUUGCGCUGGAGACCAAGCUGCGCCACAGCGAAGAUGAGGGCGAGGAUGACUCCCUCAUGGACGAGCUGAUGGUGGAGUGGUUCAGCUUGAUCAGGAACAAGCAGCUGGCCAUGCGGCGGGAGUCCGAGCUCGUCUACAUUGGUAAAACCCAGGACCUGGAGGAGCAGCAGCCCAGUGUCGAGCAGGAGCUCCGAAAGCUGAUAGACAAACCAGAACAUCUGAAAACGUCGUUUGAACGCAGAAGAGAAGAAGAGCUGAUGAGCAAACUGAUGGAGAUCGUCAACAACCGCAAUGCCAUCGUAGAAGUUCUGGACGAAGACCGGCUCAGAGAGGAAGAGGAGGACCAGGAGCUGAACAAGUUGAUGGAGAAUUUCAGUGUAAAAAAAGACAAGUCAAAGAAAAAGUCUUCCAUAUCCAAACUGUUCACCUGGGGCAGCAAGAAGGAGGCGUGACGCCCGGCGGGGAAAACACCUUUGCUGCACUCCUACGAUGCUUUCGGUAUCACUCCACUCGAUCACUGACUCACUGAACCACUUGAUAUGCGUGUGCGUGUACAGUAUGUUGGUCAGGCAUCUUUCAUCUUAAGUAUUUCUUGAAAUAUUCCCAGCAUGAGGGGUUAAUGACAUACGCGUUUUGACGGCUUCGGUGCUUCAGUUGUACAUUUUUAAUCCGCUUCCAGUCUUAAUCGGUCUACUUAAUGCGCACACAUACACACACACGCACACUAGUAACUCCACUGCGUCUCUUGCUGCUGACAUGCUUGUUGUAAACUAAUAUGAGCGAUGAACAACAUUGGUAUUGCCGGUUCUUGCACUCAGAUGGCUUACGAGCUCAAUUUAAAAAAUUUUACCCCCUGACUUUGACAUUUUUUAUUUUUUUUUAUUUUCUCCCCCCCACCCCACUUUGUUAAAAACCUCUGCUUAGUCUGAUGAGAUAUGGACUAGCUGUUGUGAUCCAUAUUGGAUCUGAAUUCAUUUAAAAUGCGUGCUCUGGUGCAUUUUUGUUUGUUUGUGUUGACCGCCUGCUAAGACACAAUUAAACGUAUUUAUUGUAUGUUUACUUGUUUCGCAGUAAUGGGAAUAUUAAUACUAAGAUGGAACUUAAAAGAUGUUUUUAUCAUUAUAUGGUGAAACUGGCCUGUAUAUAUACUAUGCUUUGAUUUGUAUUAAAAUAAUAUUUUUGAUU
Molecule: messenger RNA, 4135 nt
Organism: Phycodurus eques (leafy seadragon)
Lineage: Eukaryota; Metazoa; Chordata; Actinopteri; Syngnathiformes; Syngnathidae
Product: MICAL-like protein 2
Exons: 16
Coding region: 223-3402 (1059 amino acids)
Molecular function (GO): protein binding
Source: RefSeq, a predicted model, not a curated record